AUGACUGAGGUCCAAACAAAAAAUGUUGAAACACUUGCCUAUGUUGUACAUGCCGCAAACGAACCCUUCAAGCUCGAGACCGUGGUCCUGGACGAGCUGAGAGACAACGAAGUCCUCGUCGACAUUGAAUACUCUGGAAUCUGCCACACAGAUCUCGUCUUUCAAUCAGGCGCCUUGCCAGUCUGUCCAUUCCCCGCCAUCUUCGGCCAUGAAGGGGCAGGUACAGUGCGUGCCAUUGGCAGCAAAGUCAAGGACAAGGACCUCAAAGUAGGCGACUACGUGCUGCUUUCAAUCAACUAUUGCGGCGAGUGCAAGUUCUGCAAGAGCGAUCAUCCGGCCGAUUGUACUGAGGCAUCGAGAUUGCAUCUCUUUGGUGUGCGAGACGAUGGUACCACUGCUGCCAAAUUCAAGCAUAAAGAUGAAUCAGUUCGCUUCCACUUCUUCGGCCAGUCAAGUUUUGCAAAACAUAGUUUUGUGGAUGAGACCUCAAUCGUCAAACUCCCAGAUGGCAUCCCCGAGGAAGACAUACCCUUUCUAGCAGCCAUGGGCUGCGGCUACCAAACUGGUGCGGGAACAGUAAUGAACAUCCUAAAACCCAACCCUGAGUCCUCAAUCGUUAUCUUCGGGCUCGGAACGGUGGGUCUCACAGCUCUAAUGGCCGCCAGAUACAUGAAAGUCCAGCRAAUCAUCGCCGUCGACAUCUUCGACCACAAACUUCCCCUGGCCCGCGAACUGGGCGCAACAGACGUCAUCAACUCCAAAAACGUCGACGACUUGAUCGCACAUAUCAAAUCCACCUCCCCUGGUGGUAAAGGCGUGGAUUAUGCAGUCGACUGUACCGGAAACCUCAAAGUCAUUGAAAGUAUGGUUCACAUGUUGGGCAUGAGAGGCACGGCCGCUGUAGUGGGUAUUCCGCCCAGCGGAGCGAAGAUCAAUAUUGAUCCGCAGGCGUUUUUGUUGGGGAGUCGAGGACUCAAGGGGUGCAGAGAAGGCGAUUCGAAUCCGCCGGUGUAUAUCCCAAUGUUGUGUAAGAUGCAGAAGGCAGGAGACUUUCCGGUGGAGAAGCUGUGCAAGGUUUAUGAUUACAGGGAUUUGGAGACUGCGUUGAGUGAUUUGAAGGAGGGCAGGGUAACGAAGCCGGUUAUCAAGUGGACUUGA
Messenger RNA from Ramularia collo-cygni, 1158 nucleotides. Its product is annotated as related to zinc-containing long-chain alcohol dehydrogenase. The transcript has 2 exons. NCBI's taxonomy places the organism in Eukaryota, Fungi, Ascomycota, Dothideomycetes, Mycosphaerellales, Mycosphaerellaceae. Gene Ontology annotation, molecular function: oxidoreductase activity; zinc ion binding. Bases 1 to 1158 code for a protein of 385 amino acids. The record is from RefSeq and is a predicted model, not a curated record.